GCAGCAGGAGGAGGGUUCUCGUUCCACGUCAAUCCGCUAGUAUCCCCGCCUGGCCCGAGAGUGGGCUGGGGAAACUCCGAACUUUUUUCCCGUCUCCCUUUUGCUACGUGGUGUCCGGUUGUGCUGCCUGCAAGCCAGGAAGGAUGUGGAGCCGCCGGCUGCUCUUGGCCGCGCUCUGCCUGCUGGUGACCGGGGGAGCGCGGGCUCAGUACGACCGCUACAGUUUCAGGAGUUUCCCGCGCGACGAGCUGAUGCCCUUGGAGUCCGCCUACCGCUACGGCCUGGACCAGUACAGCAACGAGAACUGGCCCGAGAGCGUCAGCUACCUGGAAGUGAGCCUGAGGCUCUACCGUCUCCUGCGGGACAGCGAGGCCUUCUGCCACCUCAACUGCAGCUCCGCCCGCAUGGAGGAGGUCGCCGGCUCAGACAGCGAGCGACUUCUGCCGCCCGACCGCUUCGAGGGCUUCCCAGAGCUGCUUUAUUUCGGGGACAUGCUGCGCCGAGCGCAGUGCCUCAAGCGCUGCAAGCAAGGGUUGCCGGCCUUCCGCCAGUCUCAGCCCAGCCGGGAAGUGCUCGACGAAUUCCAGCGCCUCGAGCCCUACAAGUUCCUGCAGUUCGCCUACUUCAAGGCAAAUAAUCUUCCAAAAGCAAUUGCAGCAGCGCACACAUUUCUUCUGAAACAUCCUGAUGAUGAGAUGAUGAAAAGGAAUAUGGCAUAUUACAAAAGCAUGCCUGAUGCUGAAGAGCAUAUUAAAGAUUUAGAAACAAAAUUAUAUGAGACCCUAUUUGUCAGGGCAGUGAGAGCAUACAAUGGAGAAAACUGGAGGACUUCCAUCACAGACAUGGAGCUGGCACUUCCUGAUUUCUUCAAAUCCUAUGAAGAUUGCUUAGCCGCCUGUGAAGGCUCCCGGGAGAUCACUGAUUUUAAGGAGUUCUAUCUCUCCAUAGCAGAUCACUACAUCGAAGUUCUUGAAUGCAAACUAAAGUGUGAAACUGAUCUAACACCUGUCAUAGGAGGCUACGUAGUGGAGAAAUUUGUGGCAACUAUGUACCAUUACUUGCAAUUUGCCUAUUAUAAGUUGAAUGAUUUGAAGAAUGCAGCACCGUGUGUUGCUAGCUACAUGCUCUUUGACCAGAAAGAUGAAGUUAUGAAACAGAAUCUGGUCUAUUAUCAGUAUCAUAAAGACAAAUGGGGACUUACAGAUGAAGACUUCCAGCCUAGACCGGAAGCAGUUCGGUAUUACAACAUCACCACACUUCAGAAGGAAAUGUAUGAGUUUGCUAAAGAGCAUGUUAUGGAUGAUGAUGAAGGUGAAGUAGUAGAAUACCUUGAUGAACUCCUGGAGGUGGAUGGUGGAGCACAAUAAUUCUUAACAACUUAAAAAACAUGACCUUCAAGAAGUGAAUAUUCACCUUUGUUCCUUCACAUCCACAUUCAUCAUGUUUAGCUCAGGUGCUAGAAAUACCUCACAUCUUUAUCCAAACUUGCUUUAAUGUCACCUGUAUCAUCCCGUGAGUUCUCCAUUAUGCCCCAUGUUUUCCUUUUUCUUUAAGGAGGUGGUUUUUUGGUGUUUUUUUAAAUCUAACUAUUGACAGUGUUGAGCAUUCACCAACUUCCUGUAUUUAAUACUGCUCAGCAAAUGCGUCAUGGCUCAAGUGAUGUAGCAAUGUGGUUGUCAUAUAACAUAAAGCAAAUUAGGAGAGACACAGGUGUCCCCUGCACAUUUUAUGAAGAAUUGUUGUUUUAUACAUCACAUUUUUUUUUGUUCUGACAAAUUGACACUUAAACUGUGAGCACUUACUCUGAAGUAAUUAAACUGGCAUUGAUGAUAUAUCACUGGAGAAAACAGCUUGAGGAUUUUGGCCUAAUGCAUCUAAAGGAUGCCAAUAAAUCAAGCUGAGCCAUCCCUUAAGUACAUUUUUCAUUUUAACAUUCUUAAUUGAGGCCUCAGUUACAUGUCUAUGUGGUAAGAUAGUAGAACUGAUGGAUUUGAGGGCUUGAGUAGAUUUUUAAAAAGAAUUUCUACAUCCACUGAUGUAAAUAAUACAAUGGGGCUAAAUUCUAGAAAAGUAGCCAUGUCAGAGUUAACUUAGAUGUUUACUUUCUCUUGGAAAAGCUUGUUUUUUGUUCUCUGUUUCUGAUAUAAUUUCCAAAGUAUGGAUUUAGGUGUUUUGCCCAUGGCAAGUGACUACAUAACUGCCUUAUCCUGAGUCAGACCAUUGGUCCAUCUAAAUCAGUUUUGUCUGCAAUGACCAUGAUUCAAGCACCAUGAAUUGUGUUUGGAGAUUAAUAAUUAAGAAUAAUUAACAUGGAAUUGUGCUUCAGACAUUCCAUGACAUUAGGCAUCAGUUAACGUUCCACUUGGAUAUAAUCUCAACCCCUCACCCCGCCUUGGGAAGCUAGCAAUAUGGAGUGCCCAGCAUGUUGAUCUUUGUUCAAUGUGUGGACUUGUGAGAGAUCAGUACAGGGGAAAGCACCCUGUCUUUCACAGGUCAGCUAUUUAGAAACACUGGCCUAUAUUCAGAAUAAGAAAUUUUGUGGGGGGGAAACUUCUGUGCAUGUGCAGAGAGGAAGAAGGAUUUUCUGCGGGAAACCCUCCCCACCUUGGUUUUCCUCUGGAGCUUCCUGUGUCUCCCAAAAAUAUGUCCCUGAGGAUCCUCCAACACCCAGGGACAUAUUUUUAGGAGGCACAAGCAGCUACAGAGGAAAGGGGGCAUUUACUGAAAAUCACCCCUCCCUUUUGUACACACAUUGAAGUGUUCCCCACACACAACUCUUAAUUUAAAUGUAGGCAAUUGCAUCCGGCCCCAGAAUAAACACUGUCUGGAUAUGCUGAUUGUGGCAUGAGCAACUUCCUUUAUGAUUUAGUCCUGUAAACAAUUCCUCACAUGCAUGAUUAUUUAUCUCAUUUAAAUAUUUCCAUUUAUUUGAAUUCUUAUUGAGAAAGUAAUGGAAAUUGCUUAUCAUUAGGGGACCAAAUUCUGUACUUGAGGACACUAGUGCAAAUAAUUGGUUUGGGAAGAGUUAUCUAGGCAUGCUUACCUUCAGAGACAACAAAAUAUGACAGACUCUUUUCUCCCUUGAUUCUUCAAUGUGGAACAUAUGUUACAGACUUAACCUUAUAAUUCUUAUGGUACAAACACUUAUUUAUUGUAAUUUUGUGUGUGAAUUUAAUUGGUUUAAAUUGAAUGCAUAUGCAGUUUGUUAUACUACUAGCUUACAUUUCACACUAGGCUGCCAACCUUUUAAAAUACUGGCUUCCAGUUUACUGGACUGGACUGUCCUUUAACAAUAGCUUGAUCUACAGAUGGAGGAGAUGAUAAUGCUCAUAUUCAUGCUGUGAAAAACUUCACCUGCUGGCUUCUAUAGAUCAAGCUGAAGUUAAAUAACAAAAUGCAGGAGCAGGCCGACCCCUUUUUUCUGGUCAGUUGGCAAACCUGUCAGUUCCUUUUACUAUGACUACGAAUAUUUAUAUACCGCUCUUCAACCAAAAUUCUCAAAGCAGUUUACGUAGAAAAAUAAAUAAUACAUAAAUAAGAUGGUCCCCAGUCCUCAAAGGGCUCACAAUCUAAAAAGAAACAUAAGGCAGAUAUCAGCAACAGCCAAUGGAAGGAUGCUGUGCUGGGGUUGGAUAGGGACAGUUGCUUUCCCCCUGCUAAAUUUAAUAGAAUCACCACUUUAAAAAGUGUCUCUUUGCUCCGUUAGCAGGGGUUCCUCAUAGUGGAGUACUCUGUUCCAGUAGUAGGAACUUUAUUUUUUGCCCAUUCCCAUUCCUUCCUCUGUGUUGCAGUGCCUAUUCAGCAAACAUUUGCACCCCUAUCAGCGCCAUUGAUUUCUAAACAGCUAUUUAUUUUAUUUUUCAGGUGUUUCUUAUAACACCUGAAAUAGAUAUGCUAGAAAAGAAAUGGGGUGGGGUGAAUCUGCAACCAAGCACUAAGCCCAUUCACAUGACCAGGUGGGUGGGCAGGGACCAACCUAACUUUCCCCUCACCCCCCAGCUAUCCCACAAUCCACCAUGCUAUGAUCACAGUUCAUUGGAGGAUACCGCCGUGAGAUGGGUGCUCUAGGCGCCCGUCUUUGUGUGUGCUUGGGCAAUAGAGUUAACUAAGAUACAGUUUCUUUCAUAGGAGCUGGUAAAAUCAUCAUUUCCAUUAACUAUGCUUCAAAGACUACUUUUGUUAAAGCAGCGCCAACUCUGAUUUUUGAGCAGACUUUUUUAAGCUAGAGUGCAGGCUGCCUGACAGAAGUGCUUCUUGUUUCUUUGUGUUCACUGUAGGAUUAAGUACUUAGCCCACACAGCAGUCAAACUCCCAUCUCUAGUUACUAUCCUAAACCUUACUGCAUUAGUAAAUGCAUGUAGGAUUUUGUGUGCAUUGACUGCUAAUAGAGUUCCCAAUGGUUUUCUGAUACAAACCCUUUGCCUUUAGUAGCUACAAAAAUCAUCAAGGAAAGCUUUUCCUGGCAUGUAAAUGUAGUGAAGGGGGAAAGCUUCUACUCAUAACAUGACAAUUUAAGUCAAAAGCAUUUUAACAACCACCACCACCCAAUUGGGAACCUUCCCUGCUGCACCAGUGCAACUUCAAACUAAUUCUUGCCGGAAGAUAUAACGCACUACUAUUUGGGAUUCUGCUGUCCUUUUUUGCAUUCGGAGAAGAGCCACUGGGUUCCCUAAGGGUUUAAAGACUUGUUCUCACUUUGGUUUUCAUUUCAAAAUGUGUUUUCUGAAUGUGUGAUUGAUCAGGAGAGAUGGUACUAUGCCUGUCACUUGUUAUGUUUAUUAAUUCUGUUCCUGGCUCUCUCUCAUCCUGUUGCUUCAUUUCAUCCUUAAUCUAGAGACUGUGAGUUGUCUAAAGCAGGAAUGGCUUCCUAUUUUGUUUUUUGUCAGAAUUCAUUGGGAGUUUGGUGCUAUAUUUUGUGCCCGAUUCUGAUAUGGGCACCUCCAAAUGCCACUGUCUGAAACAAUAAAGUGCCUUUUUUAGUUCAACAGUUA
Molecule: messenger RNA, 4991 nt
Organism: Hemicordylus capensis (graceful crag lizard)
Lineage: Eukaryota; Metazoa; Chordata; Lepidosauria; Squamata; Cordylidae
Gene: CRTAP
Product: cartilage associated protein
Exons: 7
Coding region: 144-1367 (407 amino acids)
Biological process (GO): collagen fibril organization; peptidyl-proline hydroxylation to 3-hydroxy-L-proline
Cellular component (GO): endoplasmic reticulum
Molecular function (GO): collagen binding; protein binding
Source: RefSeq, a predicted model, not a curated record